This is a messenger RNA of Contarinia nasturtii (swede midge), 6727 nucleotides long. RefSeq names its product receptor-type guanylate cyclase Gyc76C-like. Bases 1917 to 6347 code for a protein of 1476 amino acids. Gene Ontology annotation, biological process: receptor guanylyl cyclase signaling pathway; cGMP biosynthetic process; intracellular signal transduction. Gene Ontology annotation, molecular function: peptide receptor activity; ATP binding; guanylate cyclase activity. The record is from RefSeq and is a predicted model, not a curated record. Lineage: Eukaryota; Metazoa; Arthropoda; Insecta; Diptera; Cecidomyiidae. The transcript is spliced from 20 exons.
CGAAACCGUCAGUACAUAAUAAAUUUUGUUUCCGAAAAUAGCCUAUAUAUAAUUUGAUCACAAGCACUUUUGAAGAAGGGAAAAUAACGCAAGAAAGAGAUAGAAACAGACUGAGAUAGAGAAGUCACCAGAGAAAAACAACAUAUUGAAAUGUAUUCGAAUGGUGAACACUGAACACUGAUUGUUUUCUAAAGAAAAUCGACGAUCGACCAAUUCUUGUCACACACUAAACUAAAUGAAAUUUGAAAUUAAAAGAGGCAAAGAAUAAAAACAAGUCGCUAUAGGAGCAACAACACACAAAAAACCAACAACUAAAUAAAGAUCAUAACAGUUUAACAGUUUGAAAUGGUAACACACCAAUCAACGGCAAAUCAACAUUGAGAAAAUUCGAAAAAAAAACUACAAACAAAGACUAUUAUCCAUUCAUCUGAAAAUUGUACACCCAAGUCAAACAGUACAGUUCAACAGUAAUCAAAAACUAUCAAAUCCGAAAUACGAAAAUUAUUAUUACUUAAAACAAUUCCAUCUAAGUGGGAGCUAUAAAGUGUGCGUGCGAUCGAGUGUUUUUUUGUGCAGAAAAUCCAUAACGAAAGCGCGAGUGUUUUUUUUGUAACGCGUGUUUGGCACCGUGACGUCUUUAAUCGAAACACUGUAUAAUGUAUAUAGUGAAUGCAACAAAAUACAAAAAAAAAUGAACAGAGAUCGAGAAUAAGAAUGGAGAGAAUGUCACACAUAUAGAGGGGAAAAGCAUCGAUGAUAUAAUAUAUUGUAGACGCAAUCGGUUGCGCGUAUCAUCAUCAUUCAUCGCAAGUGAACCGUGUGUGCAUUAAAAAAAAAUACAAUAAAUUAAAUACCGUGUUGAAAAGAAUGUGAUAUCGCUUAAAUGAUACAGUGAGAAACGGAGUGAAGAAUAGAAGAAGAAGCAAGAGAAAAAGUCGUACAGGUCUUAAAACCACAUAUCAAAAAAUAAUAGAAUGAGAAUGUGUAUUUUGUGCGAUAAAAAAGAGAUACACGAAAAGAGAAAUCGUUCGUAUAAAAAUGAAAUUGAAAUUUAAUAAUAUAAUCAUAUAAAUAACGGAGAUGGACAUAGCAUCAAUGUAGCGAUACGUCCAAAAUACUAUUGACAACAAUUGAAACAGGAACAGAAAUGAAAAAUAAGAGCGACAGUGCCAUUGAACCAUUAAGAGAAAAGCAAACAAAUUAGUGCAAAUAAAACAAUAAAAAAAACAUCAUUGUGAAACAUUCAAGCGACGACGACGACGACGACGACGACGACAUAUCAAACAAAACGAACGGUGAAAUUGUUGACUGAGUUAAAUAUUUAAAGAAGAAAAGGGCAAGAAAGGAGGAAAAAAAGUACAGUGAAUAAAAAGCUGAAUAAAAUUACACUUAUACAGCACACACUUCACAUGACGCAAUAGACUGAUAUACGGGACAUUAUCAACUGGCGUGAUCUACAUACCGAUCGAUGAUUUCCACAAGUUUUUAAAGUGGUUUUCUGAAACGUCACAGCUCCGAAAAAAAAAGAACGCACAAAAAUAUUCCCCCCAAUAGAAAUUACGGAUCAAAAAAGUCGCCAUUUGACAGAGAGCCAUUGAUAGAGAAAAAGACGAAAUUUAUGAGGCCCAGAAAGUUCAGCCUAUCGAAUGUGAGAGGCGUAUAGUUUGUCGCGAACCAUCUAGUGAUCCGCACAAGAUUUGAUAUUGACUUCGUUUUUGCGGUUUCAAUAUAUUGAAGAUUAGUUAGUUUUUGGUUUUUAUUUGGACACCAAAAAUGCUGUCGAAAAAGUGAUUUUGCCAUAUUGGCGGGAAGUCAUGCGCCUACAAAAAUCAAAGAAACGAAUCCUAUUAACACAUGUUUUUACAGGUAAUUUCUAACGUGAGGAAACGCGCCGAACGGCCCCAUUCUAAGGGGUCAUGACGCGUUGGCGCUUCAAGCUAUUUUUGCUAGCAUUGAUAGGGAUCGUAAUCACAGUUUUUUUCAUAAUUCCAACGGACGGCGCACGAAAUCAUCAUUCGCUACAACCAUAUAUCUACAAAAAAACUGUGCUUACUGUUGGAUAUUUAACGGCUAUUAAAGGUGACAUAAAAGAUAAACAAGGCCUUGCCAUAUCAGGUGCAAUCCAAAUGGCUUUAGACGAGGUAAACAAUGAUCCACUUUUACUACCAAAUGUAACGCUAUCUCUUCGAUGGAAUGAUACACGCGGUGACACCGUAUUAGCUACACGUGCCAUAACUGAAAUGAUCUGUGAUGGUGUUGCAACAAUUUUCGGACCAGAAGGCUCUUGUCAUGUCGAAGCCAUCGUUUCACAGAGUCGAAAUAUCCCAAUGAUUUCCUAUAAAUGUUCAGAUUAUAUGACCACCUCCAUACCAACAUUUGCUCGUACCGAGCCUCCAGACACUCAGGUAACCAAAUCGGUGAUAUCUCUACUCAGUUACUAUGGUUGGAAGAAAUUUUCAAUAAUUCACGAAGAAGUAUGGACAACUGUAGCAAAAUCGCUACAAAAGCAAGCUAAGUCAAAAAAUAUGACAAUUAAUCACUGCAAAACAGUGAUCGACAAUCAUAAAUGCUGUGAAAAUAAUCUGGCAUGCUGCCGUAGCAGUUACUGGCAUCAGCUCAUACAAAACACGAAAAACGGAACUCGAAUCUAUGUGUUUCUUGGCACAGCACCCGCACUUAACGACAUGAUGCUAUCUAUGGACACAAUGCAAUUAUUCUCGAAAGGUGAAUAUAUGGUAAUUUUUGUUGAUAUGAUGACCUAUUCACCAAGAGAAGCACAUCAAUACCUAUAUAAACCGGAUCAAUUAACGAAACUGCAAAAAUGCAAUGAAAUCGAAAACUUUGUGAAUCGCGGACGCAGUUUACUUGUUGUUGUUGCAACACCACCGAGCGAAAACUAUGAGAAAUUUACGGAAAAAGUUCGUGAAUACAAUACCAAAGCACCAUUCAAUUUCUUGCUACCCAGUCUGUUCAACAAUUAUACCAAGUUUGUAUCGAUCUAUGCAGCAUAUUUGUACGAUUCUGUAAGAUUGUAUGCAUGGGCAUUGGAUCAAUCGUUGAAACAGGAGAAGGAGGAGGGACGAGAACUCACCGACAAAGUUAUACAAGAUGUUGCUAACAAUGGCACACGAAUCAUUGAGACCAUCAUCAAAAACCGCACUUACAAAAGUAUAACUGGUUCGACUAUAAAAAUCGAUCAUAAUGGUGAUUCUGAAGGUAAUUUCUCUGUACUGGCGCUCAAACCAUAUAAAAUGACGCGCGAGAAUUUUUCCUGCGAUUUUUACAUGGUUCCAGUGGCAUACUUUCAGCAAGCCGAUAAUUUUCCAGUAUAUAGACUUAUAAAUGCAUCCAUAAAAAUUGACUGGCCGGGAAAUGAGAAACCAAUCGAUCAGCCAACGUGUGGUUUCAACAAUGAAUUAUGUCCAAAAGAUGAUACGCAUAUUACGUCAAUGGUUAUUGCCGGCGCCUUAGCACUCAUGCUAUUCUGCAGCACUGUGGUGAUGUUGAGCAUUUAUCGCAAGUGGAAAAUCGAAUUGGAGAUCGAAGGUUUGCUGUGGAAAAUCGAUUCAUCUGAAAUAAAGGGCUAUUUCAAUAACGACAUUGUAUCGUCACCAAGUAAAUUAAGUCUAGUCAGUGCUGCAUCGUUUGGAUCACGAUGUUCAAAUCAAGUAUUUACAACAACGGGCAAAUUUCGCGGAGUUGUUGUUCGCAUCAAGGAAUUAAAGUUCGCUCGCAAACGGGACAUUUCACGUGAUAUUAUGAAAGAAAUGCGUUUGUUGCGCGAUCUACGUCACGAUAAUAUAAAUAGUUUUAUUGGCGCGUGCGUUGAACCAAUGAGAAUACUACUAGUCACUGAUUAUUGUGCCAAGGGCAGUCUGUACGAUAUUAUCGAAAACGAGGAUAUAAAAUUAGAUGACUUAUUCAUAGCGUCACUGAUACACGAUUUAAUCAAGGCAAUGAUUUUCAUACAUGAUUCAGCCCUAUGCUUCCAUGGCAAUUUAAAAUCAUCAAAUUGUGUUGUGACAUCACGUUGGUUAUUGCAAGUAACCGAUUUUGGUUUGCAUGAUUUACGACAUUGUGCCGAAAAUGAAUCGAUCGGUGAACAUCAAUACUAUCGAAAUCAAUUUUGGAAAGCACCCGAAAUUUUACGCAAUUGUAAUGUGUACGGUUCACAAAAAGCCGAUACAUAUGCGUUUGCCAUCAUUUUAUAUGAAGUAAUUGGUAGAAAAGGACCAUUCGGUCAAGUUGGCUAUGAACCAAAAGAAAUUAUCGAAAUGGUAAAGCAUGUUCCGAGCUUCAAUGAGGAUCCAUUUCGACCGGAUAUUGAAUGCAUUCAAGAUUCUGGAAAUUGCGCCGAUUAUAUUAUCAAUUGUAUCAGAGAAUGCUGGGAUGAAAAUCCAGAAGUUCGACCCGAUUUCCCAACAAUUCGGAGUCGCUUAAAGAAAAUGCGAGGCGGAAAGUCCAAAAAUAUAAUGGAUCAAAUGAUGGAAAUGAUGGAAAAGUAUGCAAACAAUUUGGAAGAUAUAGUAAAUGAACGAACGCGACUUUUGUGCGAAGAAAAGAAAAAAACGGAAGACUUAUUACACAGAAUGUUACCGAAAACGGUGGCAGCAAAUCUAACGAAAGGUCAUGGCGUUGAGCCCGUUUCAUAUAGUUCGGUAACAAUUUACUUUAGUGAUAUAGUCGGUUUUACAGCGAUGUCGGCCGAAAGUUCACCGCUGCAAGUGGUCAAUUUUCUAAAUGAUUUGUACACAGUAUUUGAUCGCAUAAUCAAAGGGUAUGACGUGUACAAAGUGGAAACAAUUGGUGACGCCUACAUGGUGGUCUCUGGUUUGCCGAUCAAAAAUGAUAUACGUCACGUUGGGGAAAUUGCAUCAAUGUCUUUGGAUCUCUUAAGUGCAGUGCGUCAGCAUAAAAUAUCGCAUCGACCAAAUGAAAUGCUUAAAUUGCGAAUUGGCAUGCAUACCGGACCAGUGGUGGCUGGUGUUGUUGGACUGACAAUGCCACGAUAUUGUCUAUUUGGCGAUACAGUGAAUACGGCCUCUCGCAUGGAAUCAACAGGUGAAGCAUUAAAAAUUCACAUUUCAGGACAAUGUAAAGAGCUGUUAGAGCGAUUGGGCGGCUAUGAAAUUGAAGAACGUGGCCAAAUAGAACUUAAGGGGAAAGGCAAGGUGAAAACGUAUUGGUUGACUGGUGCAACAGAUAAAGCAAUCAAACGAAGAGAAGUUAAUUUGAAUGAUUUACCACCGCUCUUCUGUCGACCACGACGAAGUCCAAAAUUCAGUGAUUCACGGCAGCCGAGCUAUGUUGGUGCCCAAUAUUUUGGUAAUAACGCAACAACCGGUAGUCGUCGUCAAUCGAAUGUACCACGGUGUAAUGAUAGUGAAAGUGUGUCAAGUCUGCAGGGAUCUCUAAAGCGGGUAGUAGAAUAUUCGCCAAAGUCUAGUCAACGAAAACAACUGAGUCGUACACCAUUGUAUUUAAGCGAAAAUUCUCGAACCACCCUGGAGCAAAGCGAAUCACUUACAAAUAAUGAUUGUUUUAAACAACAAGCAGACGACGAUUCAAUAAACCAGUAUCAAUUGCAACAAUUCGAUUAUAUACAGAAAAAACCAUUUGCAAUGGUUCGACCCCAACGCAUUUUAACCUGUAUGAAUGAUAAAUAUCGUUCAUUUCUCAGUACGCUCGAUUUAAAUUCAAAUGUGGCAAGUCGAUUGCGUGAAAGUAAAUCACUCGAUAUCAUCAUACCAAGUAAUCAACUACGUAAUCGUAUUGAUUCGAAACGUUUACCAUUGGCAAAAAUCGAUCGAAGCGCAUGCUCAUUGGAUGCUGGUGUUUCAAUGAUCAGCCGAGAUCCAAUGCCCGAACCAUUUAAUUUAGAUAAUUUACGUUGCAAUUUUGAAAUUGGCAGCACUCGCAUGAUAUGUGCGCCGGAACAUGAUUCAACGGUUAGCAUAGAUAAAAAUGUAAAAAAAGCGAAAAAUUCAUACAAAGGACUCAAUAAUUGUAAUGGACCAACAACAACAUUGUUAGGCGAAGAUGCCCAUUGUCCGUUGCUCUAUCGCCAAAAUUCAUUAAAUAAUCCACAGGACGAAAAUAUAUUGCAGCAAAAACGAUGGCGCUCAUUGGAAACAGUUCAAGUUAAUCGAAGCAGCGACAGCGAUGCAUCAGCACCAAAGAAAACUGUAAACCGUGGCUCGAUUCGUUCGUGGUUGGUCAAUAUAUUUCAAGGCAAUGGUUUCAACGAUGCAUCACUUCGUAAAACAGCAGUCGUGCCGAAUCGUGUUAAAGGAUUCAGCGGAUUUGGUGAACUACCACCAGCACCCGAGCAUGAAAGCAUCGUUUGAGCAUCUAUUUAUGUUAUUUUGGCAAAUUGAGAUCAUUUUGAAAGUAGAAAGAACAUAAAUCAAUUUUAAAUACACAUUGUACACAAGAUGAAAAAGAAGAAAAAAAACGUUAUUUACACAAUUUAUUAUUCUUGGAAUGUUGUUUGUCUAAUGCAAGUACUCAAGUCAAUUUUUUGAUGAUGUCGAAACACACAUUAAACAAAUUCACACACACACACACACACACACACACAAACAAAGAAAGAAAUACACACAACACUCUUGUAACGUCAAUUGAAAAAAUCAAUGUUUAUGUAAUAAGUGCCUUGUUAUGUCUUCAAAUUGAUAAAACAAAAAAGAUGAUGAAGAAAAAGUGGCAAAUAUUAUUAAAAAAAAAAAAA